CUCAACUUUCAGGAAACUUUGAAGAAGGUCCAAUUUCUCCCUCUAUCUUUUGUCUCUCUUCCCACACUCUCAUCCACACCUGAAGUUACAGCAACAACAACCAUGGCGAAACGACGCACAAAGAAGCGCACCCAUGCAGCCGCCAACCCAAACAGCAAGUCGGGCGUGGCGCCUGGCCCAGGGAAGCUGGAUCCGAACAACCCCAAGAGCAUGGUGAUCCGCAUUGGCGCAGGCGAGGUCGGCUCAAGCAUCUCACAGCUGGCUACCGACGUGCGCAGGGUCAUGGAGCCGGGCACGGCGAGUAGGCUCAAGGAGAGGAAGGCGAACAGGCUCCGUGACUACGUGACCAUGUGCGGGCCCCUCGGCGUCACACACCUGCUGUUGUUCUCAAGGAGCGAGACAGGCAACACGAACCUCAGGGUCUGCACCACUCCGCAAGGCCCAACGCUGCAUUUCCGAGUCGAGAAGUACUCGCUCGCCAAGGACGUGAGACGGGCGCAAAGGCACCCCAAGGGAGGUGGCAAGGAGUACAUCACUCCGCCCUUGCUUGUCAUGAACCAGAUGACCAGUGAACCCGGCAAGGCCUCCGAGAACGUCCCGCGCCACCUCGAAACUCUCGUUUCCUCCGUCUUCCACGGCCUCUUCCCCCCAAUCAACCCGCAGGUUGCUCCCCUAAAAUCUAUCCGCCGCGUCCUCCUUCUCAACCGAGAACGGUCCUCGAAAAAUGACGGCUCUUAUGUUUUGAACUUCCGGCACUACGCCAUCACGACCAAAGUAACGGGUGUUUCAAAAGCCGUCAAGAGGCUGAAUGCGGCAGAGAGGCUGAUGAACAGCAAGAGUAGGAAGGGGAAGCUGCCCAACUUGAGCAAGCUACAGGACAUUGCCGACUAUAUGAUCGGUGGUGAGAACGGCGAGGGAUAUACGACGGAUGGCACGAGCGGGAGUGAGGCCGACACGGACGCCGAGGUUGAGGUUAUGGAUGUCGCAGGAAGGAAAAAGGUUGCGCCCAGGGGACGCCCUGCUCCCGCUGAGGAGGAGGGCAGCGACGACGACGAGGGAACGGAAGCAAAUGGCCAUGAUAAGGUGGAAAGACGGGCUGUGAAACUCGUCGAGCUGGGCCCGCGCAUGAAGUUGCGGCUGACCAAGGUUGAGGACGGCAUGUGUGCCGGCAAGGUCAUGUGGCACGAAUACAUCCACAAGUCGAAGGAGGAGAUCCGAGAGCUAGAGAAGCUGUGGGAGAAGAGGCGGCAGGAGAAGGAGGUGAGGAGGCAACAGCAGCGAGAGAAUGUGGAAAAGAAGAAGGCCGCGAAGAAGGCGAAGAAGGGCACCAAGGAUGGCGAGGCAUCUGAUGAAGACGAGGAUGAGAUGGAUCUCGACGAUCUCGGCAGUGAUGCCUACGACUACAUGGACGAGAACGAAUUCGACAGCGAGGGUUUGGAGGGAGACGCCGAGGCCAAGACAAACGAGGAAGCAGAUGAAAAUGGGGAAUGGUCCGACGAGGAAGAACAAAUAGCUGACCAUCGAUAGUCGUCUAACCUUUAACAGGCUCGUUUCACGAGGUCACAAAGCUGAUGAAUUCAAUCAAAUUAUAUACCCCUGGG
This is a messenger RNA of Cryphonectria parasitica EP155, 1601 nucleotides long. Its product is annotated as Brix-domain-containing protein. Gene Ontology annotation, molecular function: rRNA binding. The record is from RefSeq and is a predicted model, not a curated record. Gene Ontology annotation, cellular component: preribosome, large subunit precursor. Bases 103 to 1527 code for a protein of 474 amino acids. Lineage: Eukaryota; Fungi; Ascomycota; Sordariomycetes; Diaporthales; Cryphonectriaceae. The transcript is spliced from 2 exons. Gene Ontology annotation, biological process: ribosomal large subunit assembly; rRNA processing.